Messenger RNA from Ixodes scapularis (black-legged tick), 2555 nucleotides. RefSeq names its product toll-like receptor 2 type-2. Gene Ontology annotation, biological process: toll-like receptor signaling pathway; immune response; inflammatory response. The transcript has a single exon. Gene Ontology annotation, molecular function: transmembrane signaling receptor activity; protein binding. The record is from RefSeq and is a predicted model, not a curated record. Lineage: Eukaryota; Metazoa; Arthropoda; Arachnida; Ixodida; Ixodidae. Bases 1 to 2349 code for a protein of 782 amino acids. Gene Ontology annotation, cellular component: membrane.
AUGGUCAGAGACAUAGAGUACAUACAAUCUUACGGAUCUUUACAGUUCAUCCUGGUCAUGUCACGGUGCAUCACCCUAGCCCUAUUGACGGCCUCGGCAACGUCGCAGAAUGUUUCCCUACCGUGCCGAAAAGACAACAUAACCACGGAGCUUAUUCCGAGCCGCAAAUGCAACCACACAGUGACCCCGGACGGCCACGUGACCUUCCUGUGCAAGGUACUCCUGCAGACGUCGCCUCCGAAGUGGUUUAUCCCGGCGGAACCCCAGAUCCUGACCAUGGACGAGCUUUUCGUCACCGACGAGCCAUUGAUCGGCACGCGAUCGGGCGACGAACUGGCUUGCAUCUCGCUGCACCGAGUCCGCUUUAUCAAGUGGCGUGAUUUUCCGCCUUCCAUGUACAAGUUCUACGACGAACACGGUCCUUUCGAAAUACACGAGUUUCUCAUGUACCUCAGGUCCCUGGAGACCGAAAUAGUAUUCCAGCAACCCGUCCAGAUGGGGGCCGUCAACUGCACCAGCGUCGGAGAGGAAGGCCAGUGCAAUUGCGAAGUGUUCGGGUUCAACGACAUGGUCUAUUAUAACAAGAUCCUGAACGACCUGGAGCUCAACGAAAACUACGGACUGACCGUGAUCGUCGAGAUAAUGAGAACGUGGAAGCUGUCCUACACCCAUGUCGAGCAACUCAACGUAACAUUCAUCGAAACAGUAGAAUCGAUUCCUUCGGUCUUACUGGAAGCCAUUAGCUUCGCCAAGAUUAGGCGCAUCGUAUUCCAUCAGUGCAACUUCAAGUCUAUUGGGUUCAAUGAACUGCCUCACAUGCGCUACCUUAAGGAGCUCGAUUUUUACGAGGUACCCAUUGGCACUAUAGACCCGUUUGCGUUUGACAUGCUCCCGGAUCUGGUCAGAGUUUCGUUCGUGAGGUCCAGGUUACGCCAAAUUCCGCCCGCGAUUUAUGAGUUUAAACAUAUCAAAACAUUAGUAUUGCUGAAGACCGUCUCCUCUUCCAAGCGCCCGUUCAAACUUUUCCAACAAUCGUGCAAACAACAAAGUUCGCUGGAGCACUUGGACCUUGGACUUACGGUGCUCGGUUCGCUUCCCAAUCGAGCAUUUUGUGAUUUCCCAAAUCUCCAGACCCUCGACUUGAGUGGUUGCAAAUUGGUUCAUCUCAAUGAAACCCCUUUUGUGGGUCUCAGGCAUCUGAAGGUGUUAAAUUUGCAAUUCAAUCGCAUCACGUCGCUUUCCGACCAUGUUUUUGGCGGCUUGGAAAAUUUAAGGACUCUAAACCUUAGCAUAAACAGGAUCAACAUCUUCCCGGGUAAUCGCCCGUUUCUACCCUUGACCGGCCUCGAAGCCCUUGGUUUGAACCAAAACAACGUUAGAAAUAUACUGCCCGAAACAUUCCGAAAUCUGACAGUUCGGUCAUUGACGCUAUCAAAAAACCACAUUUCAAACUGGACGCGUCCCGUUUUCUCCACCAUGAGUAAUUUAAGGCAUUUGGAGUUGGACAGAAACAUUAUGUUCAAGCUCGACGACGUGAUGUUUAACGAUUUGUCGGGAAUCCAAGAAGUCAGCGUUUGCAAGAAUCCAUGGGACUGCAGCAGCUGCUACCUGAAACAUCUGCAAGACUUCCUUGCUCAAAGCCGAAGGCACUGCUGUAACGACUGCGCGGUAUGCGAACAUCCUGAAGCACUAGCAAACGUCUCCGUGUCGCUUGCACCCUGGAACGCCGACCAGUGCAAACCGCCCGACUACUAUGUCCUCGUCGGUCUGCCGCUCGUCCUCUGUGCGCUUGUCCUCUCGGUAGUGUCGCACGCCGUUUACGCGAACCGAUGGUACGUUAGGUACCUCCUGCUCUACCUCACGGUGAAAAUGCGGGGCUACAAAAGGAUCCGGCACGACGCCCACUACCUGUGGGAUGCGUUCCUCUCUUACCAUUCGUCCGAGGCAGAGUGGGUGAGGAACGUCCUGCUGCCAGGGCUGGAAACAUCCUCCACGGGGUUGUCUAUCUGCGUUGCCGAACGGGACUUCAUCGCCGGUGUGCCCAUCACCGAGAACAUCUGCAACAGCAUCGCCCACAGCCGCAAGUCGGUGUUCCUCUUGAGUCGCGAGUUCUGCCAGAGCCGCUGGUGCAUGUUCGAGGUGAGCCUGGCGCAGCACCGCCUGUUUGAGGCCGAACGGGAGAACCACAUCGUGUUUCUCAAGAAGGGGCAAAUUCCAGAGGAUGAAAUGAGUCCGGUCUUAAACUUCCUGGUCAAAUCCCGGACUUAUAUUGCAGUCCCCGACGAAGGCGCAAACCAGAAAAUUCGAGACAUGUUUUGGCUUCAGCUACAAGCUGCGCUUCAGCAUUAGCCAAGUGAGGGUGGCUGGAAAGCGUCUCUGGCUGUUUAUCUUGCACCGCCCAUGCAUUCGAGCACCUCUAAAGUGGCAAAGAAAUGCGCUCGCAGAAGCCGGCCGGGAAUGCUCAGGUUUGCCGAGAUCCGGGUGGGGGCUCGUUGAGAGGACUGCCAAGAUGGUGAGCCGUCGGUGGGCGUUCAUGGCGUCCCGACAGAUGGCUA